AUGCCAUCCCCCCAAACCGUCAUCGUCGUCGGCGGCGGACUGGCCGGCCUCUCAGCAUCCUACGCCGCCCUGCGCGCAGGAGCAGCAGUGAGACUCCUAGAACGAGCCGAGAAGCCAGGCGGCAACAGCAUCAAGGCCUCCUCCGGCAUCAACGGAGCCCCUACACGGUUCCAGCCGGGCAAAGACACCACCUUCUACAGCGACACGAUCCGGUCCGCCGGUAGAAGACUGGCCCAAGCCGACGCCGCGACAACACUAACCACCACGUCAAGGUUCAGCCGCGCUGAGAGGGAGUCACUUAUAGCAAAACUCACUACCUCGUCCGCCCAGGCCGUCGACUUCCUCGUGGACGAGAUCGGUGUGGACCUGAGCGUCGUGGCCCAGCUUGGCGGACACAGCUUCCCGCGCACCCACCGGGGCGGCGGCAAGCUCCCCCCCGGCGCCGCCAUCGUCACCGCUCUGGUCGAGAAGCUGAAGCAGGACCCCAACUUUGAGCUCCGUACCGGGUGCGAGGUGAGGAAGCUCCUCGUAUCGCCCAAGGCGGGAAGUAGCCCUGGCAGUAGUAGCAGCAGCGUGACUGGGGUGGAAUUUACCAGUGCUGGCACGACGUCGACUCUCGAGGGACCGGUUGUCUUUACGACGGGUGGGUUUGCAGGGGAUACUUUUGGUCUGUUGGAGAAGUAUCGGCCCGAUCUUGCUGGGCUACCAUCGACAAACGAUGCCAGGCCCGGAACGCACGGAAUUCUUCAGGAUGUGGGCGCGCAGUUGGUGGAUAUGGAGAGCGUGCAGGUGCACCCUACUGGCUUCGUGCAGCCCUCUGAUCCUGACGCGAGGGUCAAGUUUCUCGCUGCCGAGAUGCUGAGGGGCGAAGGAGGAAUCCUCCUGCAUCAAGGAAGAAGAUUUGUCAACGAGAUGGAGACGAGAGAACAUGUCAGCAAGGUCAUCAUGAACCUUCCCCCUGCCGGCACUAUCGCGUCCAGCUCUGAGGGCUCUCAUGGUCUGACGCAGUGGGACGUCCAACUCCUGCUCGAUCCUGGCGCCUGUGAAGCUGCGGCAUCGCAUAUCGGCUUUUACCUGUGGAAGGGCCUCUUGUCCAAGAAGAAAGUCAAGGAUCUGGACGAUGCCACGCGGGAGGCUGUUCGAGACUACUCGAAGGUCGUGGCUGGUACCAAAGAUGACUCGUUUGGACGCAAAGUGUUCGGGUCUUGGAGGUUAACGGGCCGUGAUGAGGAGGAUGCCGAACAGGAAGUCUGCAUCGGUCGGGUCACGCCAAUUACCCACUUCACCAUGGGGGGCGCAGCCAUCAACGAUAACGGCCAGGUCUUAGCAAGAGACAGUGAUGACAGUAGCCUGAAGCCGGUCGAGGGGCUGUGGGCAGCGGGGGAGAUCACCGGUGGACUGCACGGCGAUAAUCGCUUGGGCGGAUCGUCGUUACUGGAAUGUGUUGUAUUUGGUCGGACAGCCGGUAAAGAGGCUGCGGUAUAUUCGCAUGCAAAGUAGCCUACCUGUCUUUGUGGCAAUUACGGUACGAAUAGCUAGAGUUUGCACGGGUCAUCUCCUUCCAUGAUAAUAAUAUUUACCUAGUCUACAAUGUAUACCUGAAUCCC
This is a messenger RNA of Cryphonectria parasitica EP155, 1607 nucleotides long. RefSeq names its product Flavocytochrome c. NCBI's taxonomy places the organism in Eukaryota, Fungi, Ascomycota, Sordariomycetes, Diaporthales, Cryphonectriaceae. The record is from RefSeq and is a predicted model, not a curated record. Bases 1 to 1500 code for a protein of 499 amino acids. The transcript has a single exon.